Colletotrichum graminicola M1.001 is the source of this 1296-nucleotide messenger RNA. Its product is annotated as bacterial alpha-L-rhamnosidase domain-containing protein. Lineage: Eukaryota; Fungi; Ascomycota; Sordariomycetes; Glomerellales; Glomerellaceae. The record is from RefSeq and is a predicted model, not a curated record. The coding region runs from base 1 to 1296 and encodes 431 amino acids. The transcript has 2 exons. Gene Ontology annotation, biological process: carbohydrate metabolic process.
AUGGCCCCCUUCCGGCCCAUUCUCGUGACCUUUGGUCUCAUCGCCAGCGCCCUAGCACAAGCUUGUUGGCGCAACGCGACCUGCACCCACCCGACAGAAGCGUCGUUCCCCGGCCCCUGGGACGAGAACAUCUACGCGCCAGACUCCCGCACCGCGCGUCCCAGAUCCGUCCUCAACGCCACGGCCACCGGCGACUGGGCGCGGUACGUCAACGCGCCCAAUGGCAGCGCCCCCAACAUGCUCCUCUACCGCACCCUCAUCACGGGUGCGUUCCUCGCGGAUCUCGCCCCAGCGGACGGCGGCGAUGACGCCUCCUCCGGUGCGACUGCGGGGGCGAACCUCACAGAAUCCUGGCUCGCGCGUGCGGAGACCCUGAGGGUCGCCAUCCGAACCCACUUCUGGGACGCGUCCAAGGGCGCCUUCAUCGACGGCCACAGGAACCGCACGCUCUUUCCGCAGGAUAGCAACAGCUACGCCGUCGCCUUCGGUGUGGUGGACCCGGCGGGCCCCGAGGCAGCCUCUAUCUCCCGCGCGUUGGCGGAGAACUGGACGCCCAUCGGCCCGGCCUCACCAGAGCUGCCCGGUAACGUUUCGCCCUUCAUCUCUAGCGUCGAGCUCGAGGCACACUUCGCCGUCGGCCGCGCCGACAGGGCGCUGCGGCUGGUGCGCGAUAGCUGGGGGUGGUACCUCAACCAUCCCAACGGCACAGGGUCAACCGUCAUUGAGGGGUACCUCACGGACGGCACGUUCGGGUAUCGCAGCGCGCGCGGGUACACGGACGACCCAAGCUACGUGAGCCACGCGCACGGGUGGAGCAGUGGACCGACGAGCACGCUGACCGAGUACCUCGUCGGGCUGCGGGUGACGCGGCCGGCCGGCGCGGAGUGGAGCCUGAAGCCCGCGUUCGGUGAGGUGUCGGAGGCGCAGGCCGGGUUCACGACGGCUCUGGGGCGGUUCAGCGCCAGGUGGGCGGUCGAGGGGGACUUCGCGGUGGUGAAAUGGGAUGUGCCCACGGACACGAGGGGGUGGUUGGGACUCGGCAGCGAGGAGGGGAGGUGGGUGGACGGCGGCAAGGGGGGGGGCGAGGGUCAGGAAACAUAUAGGGCCCUUCUUUAUCUGGACCUCAAGUCGUUGACAUGCAUCAGAUGGCAACGCUGCCACCAGGAUUCGGCCAAUGUUUCGCACGGCUGCAAGCCCUCGUGUCAGCCCCCACGAACUCUAAGAAAGUCUCCGUCGGGCGUCGGCUCUGGUUGCCUGAUGCAGGUAGGUUUUGGCGAGAGACUGAAAGGAAAGUAG